Acanthosepion pharaonis is the source of this 684-nucleotide messenger RNA. Lineage: Eukaryota; Metazoa; Mollusca; Cephalopoda; Sepiida; Sepiidae. The record is from the annotation of a GenBank genome assembly.
AUGACCAUUUUUGAAUCUGCAGGUCAAAAACCAUUCCUUCUUGAAAUGGAAGAAGAGGAAGAUAUUUUCUAUGUCAGCUGCUGCUUCCCUGUCCUUGAUGCAAUUCAUCUACAAGAUGAACUUGAGCUGUUUCUCUUCAUAUCUAUCUGUUUCUCUUCAUAUCUGUUUAUCUGUUUCUCUUCAUUAUCUAUCUAUCUAUCUAUCUAUCUAUCUAUCUAUCUAUCUAUCUAUCUGAGUCUCUUCAUUAUCUCUCUGGAUCUGUUCAUAUCUAUCUAUCUAUCUAUCUAUCUAUCUAUCUAUCUAUCUAUCUGUUUCUCUUCAUAUCUAUUUAUCUGUUUCUCUUCAUAUCUAUUUAUCUGUUUUUCUUCAUAUCUAUUUAUCCGUUUCUCUUCAUAUCUAUCUAUCUAUCUGUUUCUCUUCAUAUCUAUCAGUUUCUCUUCAUAUCUAUUUAUCUGUUUCUCUUCAUUAUCUAUCUAUCUAUCUAUCUAUCUAUCUAUCUAUCUAUCUAUCUAUCUAUCUGAGUCUGUUCAUUAUCUCUCUGAGUCUGUUCAUAUCUAUCUAUCUAUCUAUCUAUCUAUCUAUCUAUCUAUCUAUCUAUCUAUCACUAAAACUCUAAUCUUAUAUAUUUGUAGGUCUCUUUCUGAGAUACAGCUUAAACAAUACAUUAUACCCAAACCAAUUUAG